This is a messenger RNA of Coccidioides posadasii C735 delta SOWgp, 1527 nucleotides long. RefSeq lists its product as uncharacterized. Lineage: Eukaryota; Fungi; Ascomycota; Eurotiomycetes; Onygenales; Onygenaceae. The record is from RefSeq and is a predicted model, not a curated record. Gene Ontology annotation, molecular function: heme binding; iron ion binding; oxidoreductase activity, acting on paired donors, with incorporation or reduction of molecular oxygen, reduced flavin or flavoprotein as one donor, and incorporation of one atom of oxygen.
AUGCUGUCAGCACUGAAAGAUAUUCCUCCUGGUCAUCUCGUCCUUGGAGCCGCUGCGUGCUUCCUACUAUACCAAGUUUACCUGUAUUUGACUUUGGGUCUUGCUCGCCGGAAGUUUAUUCAGCAAAAUGGUUGCCGACCACCUCCAGCAUAUCCUCAUAAAGACCCGAUCCUUGGACUAGACUGGGCCUUGAAAGGCAUGAAAUACAGCCGGUCCAGAACGUUCCUCCAAGGGACACAGAAACGCUUUCGCGAGCACGGCAACACCCACUCGCUAAAUGUUAUCGGUAAACCUGCUAUUGCUACGUGUGACCCGGAAAAUAUCAAAGCCACCCUGGCUACUAAAUUCCAGGACUUUGACCUUUCUACUGUCAGAAAAAGUCUUUUUCAACCGUUGUUCGGCAAGGGAAUCUUCACAACAGAUGGGGCUGAGUGGGAGCAUUCCCGCGCAAUGUUGCGGCCCAAUUUUGUCCGUUCUCAAGUUGCAGAUUUAGACAUGAUUGAGAGACAUCUCAAAAAUCUAUUCAAAGAGAUUCCAACAGAUGGUUCAACAGUCGAUCUCCAGGAUCUUUUCUUUGAUUUGACUCUCGAUACGGCAACUGAAUUUCUUUUCGGUGAAUCAGCCUAUACUCUGACCAAAAAAGAUAUGGGGUCUGGCGAACGAUUCAGCGAUAUCUUCACCUACUGUACAGCCGUCAUCGGGCAGUGGGCACGGCUUGGCAUAUUCUUGGGGAUCCCGGACAGACGAUAUCACCGGUACGCAGCUGGUGUCCACGAAUUUGCUGAUCGUUACGUUCAAAAGGCCCUUGAGAACUAUCGUGCCCAGCAGUCCGGGAUGAUUAUCAGCGACAAGACUUCAAAUCGAUACAUUUUCUUGGAUGAGUUGGUGAAAUCUACCCAAGAUCCAGUCGAAUUGCGCUCCGAAGCUCUUAACAUCUUGCUUGCUGGCCGGGACACGACUGCAAGUCUCUUGGCCUGCCUGUGGAACGUUCUAUCAAAAAGGCCUGACGUCUGGUCCAGGCUCCUAAAUGAGGUCGAUGCGAUCAAUAAAAAGAGACCAUCGUUUGAAGAACUAAAGAAUAUGAAGUUCUUGCGUUAUUGUGUAAACGAAGCCCUGCGACUGUAUCCUGUGGUCCCUGGUAAUACUCGAGUUGCGGUCCGCGACACCUUCGUUCCCGUUGGAGGGGGUCCGGAUGGCAAAUCUCCCGUGUUCGUGCCCAAAGGCACUCUGCUUAAUUACAGUGUUUACACAAUGCAUCGACGGGAAGAUAUAUAUGGACCCGAUGCCGCGGAGUUUAAACCAGAAAGAUGGGAGAAAUUGCGGCCCGGAUGGGAAUAUCUUCCAUUUAAUGGCGGUCCUAGAAUCUGCCUUGGACAGCAACUUGCACUUACUGAAGCGUCAUAUACCACCGUUCGAUUGAUGCAGGAAUUCCGCCACGUCGAAUCCCGUGAUCCUAAUCCAUGGGAAGAAUUGCUAACGGUUACCUGCGCUAGCGCCCAUGGUGCGAAGGUGGCUUUGAGGCCUUAA